Paramecium octaurelia is the source of this 474-nucleotide messenger RNA. The record is from the annotation of a GenBank genome assembly. Lineage: Eukaryota; Ciliophora; Oligohymenophorea; Peniculida; Parameciidae.
AUGAAUGAAUAAGAAUAACUAAAAUAAUAAUUGAAGGAUUUUGAAGAAAAAUGCAUCUAUUAAGACACUUAAAUAGCUCGUCUUUUGAAUGACAAUAAAGAUACCUAUUAAGCCAAUCAAUAGCUGACCCAAUAAAUUUUAAGCUUAGACAAUAUAGUGAAUUAACUAAUUAUGGAAAAUUAGUUUCUUAGAAAUGAAAAUGAUUCCAUUAAAUAGAAUUCGUAUAAAGCUUAAUCAAACUUUUAUUCAACAUAUUCAGAUCAGGAAUUCUUUGAGCCAAAUCAUGAAAUUGCUGAUAUGAUAAGCUAGAAAUAAAAAAAGUUAAAAGAACUCAAAUUAAUUUAAUAAAAGGAGGAAUUAAAGCCAAAUCAACCAAAUAAAAUUGUAUAAAGCUUAUUAGAUGAAGUUAUAUAAGAUAAAAUAAUGAAUUUAUAAAUGGAUAUCACAGCUUUAUAAUAAUUAUUAUAAUAAUGA